CCCACAAAAUCUGUCUCAAAUCUUCUCCAACUUUCCAACCUAACCCUCUCAUGAAUUUCACUUUCCAAACCCGCCCUCCUCCCCCUCCUUAUUCCGUCCCUCUCUUCCGCUUCCCUGAAACCCCUCCAAAUUAGAUUCAAUCCAUUCCCUUUCUCUCCUCCACCUACCCACCACACCCUUUUCCCCGUUCUUCAUUUCUCCUCUUCUUCUCGAUCGUCUUCGGAACCAUCAAACCAGAGCUGUUGUUUUCAUUCCACUCAGGUUCUUGGUAGGUAAUCAGGAGUACUUUGUUCAUCAUUCUUUUUUGUAACGUCAAUCGGUAAUCAAUCGAUUGGAACGAUCUGAUUGUUUACUGCCAUGCUGUCAAGUUCUUGCUUGAGUUUCUUAGAGCUAUCGUCUUCGGAUAUGUUGGAUUUUCCUCCUACACCAAGAACCGUUCCACGGGUGUUGACUGCUUCCGGGAUAUUUUCCGAUAAGGAUUCGGAAAUUUCCUCGUCGAAAGGCCAAGGGAGAAAAAUUAUAGUGGCAAAUUUUCUUCCUCUUCAUGCUAAGAAGGAUACAGAUUCCGGGCAAUGGAACUUCAGUUUUGACGAGGAUUCGCUUCUGCUUCAGCUGAAGGAUGGAUUCUCACCUGAUGUAGAUGUUAUAUAUGUCGGAUCUUUGAAGGUCGAUGUUGAUGUCCGGGAGCAAGACGAGAUUUCUCAGAAACUGCUGGAGGAAUUUAACUGCGCACCGACUUUCAUUCCUACGCACCUUCAGAAACAGUUCUAUCAUGGAUUCUGUAAGCAACAUUUGUGGCCACUUUUUCAUUACAUGAUGCCGAUUUCCCCUUACCAUGGAUCCCGCUUUGAUCGACGUCUUUGGCAAGCGUAUCUUUCGGCUAACAAAAGGUUUGCCGAUAAAGUUAUGGAGGUAAUCAAUCUAGAAAAAGAUUAUGUCUGGAUUCAUGACUACCACCUUAUGGUUCUCCCUACUUUUUUGAGAAAACGCUACAGUCGAAUCAAGCUCGGAUUCUUCCUUCAUAGUCCGUUUCCUUCAUCGGAAAUAUACCGAACUCUGCCUGUUAGAGAUGAGAUUCUGAGAGCAUUACUUAAUGCAGACCUAAUAGGUUUCCAUACAUUUGAUUACGCUCGCCACUUCCUAUCUUGUUGUAGUAGACUGCUUGGAUUGGAGUAUGAAUCUAAACGAGGGUAUCUCACGCUCGAGUAUUUUGGCCGUACAAUAUACAUCAAGAUUUUGCCUGUUGGGGUUCAUAUGGGUCGACUUGAAUUUGCAUUAGACCAACCACACACUUCAAUCAAGGUCAAGGAAAUCAAAGAAAAUCUCCAAGGAAAGAAACUUAUUCUUGGUGUUGAUGACAUAGACAUAUUUAAAGGUAUAGGUCUGAAAUUACUAGCUAUGGAACAGCUCUUGAGCCAGCAUCCAGAGUUACGGGGCAAUGUCGUUCUGGUGCAAAUUCUAAAUCCAGCACGGAGCAAUGGGAAUGAUGUACAAGAAGCAAAAAGGGAAACUUAUGAGAUAACCGAAAGGAUUAACAAGGUUUUUGGUUGUCCGGGUUAUCAACCUGUAAUCUUGAUUGAUCAUCCUAUUCCUCCUCACGAGAAGAUUGCAUAUUACGUAUCAGCAGAGUGCUGCAUUGUAAAUGCUCUCAGGGAUGGUAUGAACUUAGUUCCAUAUGAGUACAUUGUUUGUCGACAGGGAACUUCAAAAAUGGAUAAAGUCUUGGAAGUCUCCCCGAGUUCACCUCGUACCAGCACGAUUGUCGUGUCGGAAUUUAUAGGUUGUUCACCGUCCCUAAGUGGUGCGGUCAGGGUAAACCCCUGGGAUUUUGACGCUGUAGCUGAUGCACUUUAUGCAGCUGUCACCAUGCCUGCUUUAGAGAAGCAACUGAGGCACGAAAAGCAUUACAGAUAUGUUAGCUCUCACGAUGUUGCUUACUGGGCUCGCAGUUUCUUGCAUGAUUUGGAGCGAGCAUGCCAAGAACACUACAGCAAACGUUGCUGGGGCAUUGGUUUAGGUUUAAGUUUCAGAAUUUUGUCACUCUCUCCAAGUUUCAGGAAGCUUUCCAUUGAACAUAUUGGCUCUGCAUAUCGAAACGCUUCUAGGAGAGCGAUAUUUUUGGAUUAUGAUGGGACUGUGGUUUCCGAAACUUUAGUGGUCAAAUCCCCAUCACCUGAAGUCAUUUCUAUCAUCAACAACCUUUGCACGGAUCCAAAGAACACCGUGUUUAUUGUUAGUGGCAGGGGGAAAGUUUCCCUCGGUUCAUGGUUCGAUUCGUGCAAGAAUCUAGGUAUUGCCGCUGAACACGGGUACUACUUGAGGUGGAAUAGGGAUUCUGACUGGGAAGUUAGUCCAUUAGCUGAAAACUUUGACUGGAAAAGGAUUGCAGAACCUGUGAUGAACCUAUACACUGAGGCAACCGAUGGUUCAUACAUAGAGACCAAGGAUAGUGCCUUGGUAUGGCACUAUCAAGACGCGGAUCCUUAUUUUGGUUCGUGUCAGGCCAUGGAGCUCUUGGACCACCUUGAAAACGUCCUUGCUAACGAACCCGUAGUUGUCAAAAGAGGCCAGCAGAUCGUCGAAGUAAAACCACAGGGUGUGACUAAAGGAUUAGUAGCUGAAAGAGUUCUUUCCACAAUGGUUAAUUCUGAUAAAGCACCCGACUUUGUGAUGUGCAUUGGGGACGAUCGAUCCGAUGAAGAUAUGUUUGAGAGCAUAUUGAGUAGAAGCUAUAGCUUAUCCCUUGCUACGCCCCCGAUGAUAUUUGCCUGUACUGUGGGACAAAAGCCUAGCAAAGCCAAAUACUAUUUAGACGAUACCGCAGAUGUUUUGACCUUGCUUCAAAGCCUGGCCAACUGUUCUAGUAGCCGUAAACUGAGAUCGAGUUUUGAAACUCCUGUUUUGUUCGAGGAUGAUGUUUGAUGCCGAAGAUCCAAUCCGUCCUUGCACGUGCGUUGAGCAAGAGUUAUCAUGUUGGGAAGGUUUGUUUCACUUGAUUCUCUUAUUCCAACCUCUACGGAGUUGGGAUUGUUUCGGUUACCCGAUUCUUUGCCACAGUCACUGGUGCCAAUGGAUUCAUAUUCAGGAAGAUAAUUGCUUGGCUAGAGUUAAGUUGGUUUGGUGGUGUAAAUAACUGCUUUCACGAUACUCGUUCUUCGCCUUCUCCCGGAUUCGAGAGUAGCAGAACAAGAUCGCCAUUGGAACCUAGGAAUGGUAUAAAGUUGUUUUUCUUCUUUAUUUAUUAUUAUUAUUUUUUUUCUUUUUGACAGAUAUAGUGAAGAACAGGUUUCAGAUACAAAUUAUAAUUAGCCAUAGCUUUGUACAUUGAUGAACUGGUUUAGUUCUUACAGAACAAUCAUUCUUUUUAUAAAGGGGUUCAUGUUCUUACAAA
Messenger RNA from Cucurbita maxima (winter squash), 3391 nucleotides. RefSeq names its product probable alpha,alpha-trehalose-phosphate synthase [UDP-forming] 9. Gene Ontology annotation, biological process: trehalose biosynthetic process. Bases 358 to 2922 code for a protein of 854 amino acids. The transcript has 4 exons. Lineage: Eukaryota; Viridiplantae; Streptophyta; Magnoliopsida; Cucurbitales; Cucurbitaceae. Gene Ontology annotation, cellular component: cytosol. Gene Ontology annotation, molecular function: catalytic activity. The record is from RefSeq and is a predicted model, not a curated record.